Molecule: messenger RNA, 2511 nt
Organism: Sesamum indicum (sesame)
Lineage: Eukaryota; Viridiplantae; Streptophyta; Magnoliopsida; Lamiales; Pedaliaceae
Product: fimbrin-5-like
Biological process (GO): actin filament bundle assembly; actin filament network formation
Cellular component (GO): actin filament bundle; cytoplasm; actin filament
Molecular function (GO): actin filament binding
Source: RefSeq, a predicted model, not a curated record
GAAAAGAAAGAAAUGGAAUCCUUGAUUAUUAUCUACAAUUGAAUCCCAUCCUCUUAUCAAAAGUGACCAUGCAUGCAUGAUCUUUUGUGAUCCCAUCCAUUUUUUCAUAUUCUAAUCAUUAUCAGAUCUCUCAUGUUUGAAAGAUCAUUCUUGUUUGUCGAUCUACUUUCUUGAUCUUUUCUUCUUUCUCUAUUUAAUCUUGAUCUUUUCUUGUGGAUCCUAAGUUUUUCUUCUACUCUCUAGAGCUUCAUUGACAAGUAAUAUAUACUACAGAUAAAAAUGUCCGGCUUUGUGGGCAUUCUUGUCUCAGAUCCUUGGCUUCAGAGCCAAUUUACUCAAGUCGAGCUUCGUGGCCUUCAAUCCAAAUAUAGCUCAGCCAAGGAUGCCUCCGGGAAGGUCACACUGGCAGCUCUGCCACCAGUUAUGGUGAAGUUGAAGGCCAUCCUUGACAUUUUAACUCAGGACGAGAUUAAGGACAUCUUGAGCGAGGAAUCGUCAGACAUGGACCAAGAAAUCGAUUUUGAAUCCUUCCUUCGGGCAUAUCUGAACCUACAAGCUCGAGCAACAGCAAAAGGGGGCGGUUCCAAGAAAAGUACACCUUCAUUCCGAUCCACCUCGUUUCUCAAAGCCACUACAACUACGCUUCGUCACACAAUCAGUGAAUCUGAGAAGUCCUCUUAUGUUACCCACAUAAACAACUUUCUCAAAGAUGAUCCAUUUUUAAGUAAAUAUCUUCCUAUAGAUCCCUCAACAAAUGCUCUCUUCGACUUGGCCAAGGAUGGUGUUCUUUUAUGUAAGCUGAUUAAUGUAGCAGUACCUGGUACAAUAGAUGAGCGAGCUAUCAAUACCAAGCAGGUGCUAAAUCCAUGGGAGAGGAAUGAAAACCAUACUUUGUGCCUCAAUUCUGCUAAGGCAAUUGGGUGUACUGUGGUGAAUAUUGGCACCCAAGAUUUGGUUGAAGCAAGACCUCAUCUAGUCGUUGGACUGAUUUCUCAAAUAAUCAAGAUACAACUGUUAGCUGAUCUUAAUCUGAAGAAGACUCCUGAACUUGUUGAGUUGGUGGAGGACAGUAAGGAUGUGGAAGAGCUUAUUAGCUUAGCCCCAGAGAAAGUUCUACUGAAAUGGAUGAAUUUUCAUCUAAAGAAAGCCGGGUAUAAAAAGACGGUUACCAAUUUUUCAUCUGAUCUCAAGGAUGGAGAAGCAUAUGCUCACUUGCUCAAUGCUCUUGCCCCAGAACAUGGCACAACUACGACACUGGAAACGAAAGAUCCUACUGAAAGGGCAAAUUUGAUUCUUCAGCAAGCGGAUAAGCUGGAAUGUCAGAGAUAUGUUACCCCACAAGACAUUGUUGAGGGCUCACCAAACUUAAAUCUUGCAUUUGUUGCUCAAAUAUUCCAACACAGAAAUGGACUGACUACGGACAACACAAAGAGUUCGUUUGCUGAGAUGAUGACAGAUGAUGUUGAAACUUCACGGGAAGAGAGAUGCUUCCGGCUGUGGAUUAAAAGCCUCGGAGUUGACUCUUCUGUGAACAAUUUAUUUGAGGAUGUGAGGACAGGAUGGGUUCUUCUGGAAGUGCUGGAUAAAAUUUCUCCUGGAUCUGUAAAUUGGAAAUUGGCUACAAAACCUCCAAUUCAGAUGCCUUUUAGGAAAGUUGAGAAUUGCAACCAAGUUAUAAGUCUUGGGAAGGAACUCAACUUCUCCCUUGUGAAUGUAGCUGGCAAUGAUAUUGUGCAGGGAAACAAAAAGCUAAUAUUAGCCUUCCUAUGGCAGUUAAUGAGAUUUUCUAUGCUCCAACUGUUGAAGAACUUGAGAUUUCAUUCACAAGAAAAGGAGAUAACUGAUGCUGACAUACUAAAUUGGGCAAACAACAAAGUUAAGAAAUCUGGUAGAAGUUCCGAAAUGGAGAGCUUCAAAGACAAAAGCCUUUCAAAUGGGACUUUCUUUCUUGAGCUACUAAGUGCUGUAGAGCCGCGGGUAGUUAACUGGAGUCUCGUCACAAAAGGCGAAACUGAUGAGGAUAUGAAGUCAAAUGCAACAUAUAUAAUCAGUGUUGCCAGAAAGCUUGGAUGUGCCAUAUUUUUAUUACCUGAGGACAUCAUGGAGGUGAACCAGAAAAUGAUCUUAACUCUGACAGCAAGCAUCAUGUACUGGAGCCUGCAACGAAAGGGUUGCUACUCCGAGCAGACGUCCCCAGUAGCACCCACAGACGGCGGCGGUGAAUCAGCUGAUCUAUCUAAUUUGUCCAUUGAGGAUGCUUCAUAAGGAGCUACUGUUCUCCCUGAAGCUAGCACUGAAAAUCAUAAUCUCCAGGACCUACAUUCAUGCUGGAAUGCAUAUAUAAAUAAUAUAUACUUGCUUUUCUGUUUUCUUUUUAGUGUAAUGCUUCUGGAGAAAGUCAUCAUAGAAAGAAAAUAUUUGAGUGAAGGAGGUGAUGAGUUUGUAAGAGUGUAAUACUUCUGUAGAAAGGUUUCCAUAAAAAAGUAUGAAUGAGAAAAACGAAACCUCAUA